GUCGAGCUGCGGGCCGGCGAGCGCUAACGGCGUGAGCUGGGUGCUGCACCGAGCAACUGGCACCUGGGGUCUGAGGCGGCGGUCGGCGACUCUCACUCGCCUGCAAUCAACAGCAGCCCCCCCAUUAAAAAAAACACACACAGACGCAACAUGCAUAUGAGCAGCGAAGGUCCAGGUCAAACUAAACAGGAAAGUGAUGGCGGAGCCGCAGAAUUGAGUUCCUAGUCGCGAAACCACAGCCGCGCAGUUGCAGUAGAAUAACAGGAGCAUCUCUCGUCACCUUACUAUUACACUUCCGCAAGUCUUCACUGGGUUAAUUUUAAACUACAAUUGUCUUUUAUGUGCUUGUGACAAGUGAUUCGUGUCUGCUUAAAGGGUCGAGAAUGCAACAAGUUGAUUGGAGCAAGGAGCCCAGCAUUCGCCUUUAUUAUGUUAUCAACCUUCAGCAUGUUCUCUCAGCUAAUGGGAUUUCUCAUAUGGCCACCUUCCAUUUCGCACUGUGAUCUCUCUAGCUGAGGAAGCAAGGCUACACACUUCAUGAUUGCUGUGAUUCACAGAGAAGAGUCGAUUAAUUAUGCGAAGAUUACUUUGUUGCAAGGUGGUCUUGGCCACAUCUUUGAUCUGGGUGCUUCUGGAUGUCAUAUUACUGCUCUACUUCAGUGACUGCAAUAAAUGUGACGAUAAGAAAGAUCGAUCUCUCUUGCCUGCCCUGAGAGCUGUCAUAUCCAGAACACAAGAAGGUCCGGGUGAAAUGGGAAAGGCUGUCCAUAUUCCUAAAGAAGAUCAGGAGAAAAUGAGAGAUUUGUUCAAAAUCAAUCAGUUUAAUCUCAUGGCUAGUGACAUGAUUGCACUGAAUAGAACUCUUCCAGAUGUGAGAUUGGAAGGAUGCAAGACAAAAGUCUAUCAAGAUGAUCUUCCAGACACAAGUGUUGUCGUUGUUUUUCAUAAUGAAGCCUGGAGUACUCUGCUUCGUACGGUUCACAGUGUAAUUAUUCGUUCCCCAAAGAAUGUCCUUGCAGAGAUUAUUCUCGUGGAUGAUGACAGUGAGAGAGAUUUUUUGAAGAAACCUUUGGAGAAUUACGUUAAGAAUUUGCAAGUUCCAGUGAAGAUAAUUAGGAUGGAGCAACGAUCGGGUUUGAUUCGUGCCAGACUUCGGGGUGCAGCUGCUUCAAAAGGGCAGGUCAUUACUUUUCUAGAUGCACACUGUGAAUGCACUGUUGGUUGGCUUGAGCCCCUACUAGCGAGAAUAAAAGAAAACAGAAAAACAGUGGUAUGCCCAAUUAUCGACGUAAUUAGUGAUGAUACCUUUGAAUACAUGGCUGGUUCUGAUAUGACAUAUGGUGGAUUUAACUGGAAAUUGAACUUCCGCUGGUAUCCUGUCCCUCAGAGAGAGAUGGACCGAAGAAAAGGGGACAGAACGAUUUCUGUUCGGACACCAACCAUGGCAGGAGGCUUGUUUGCAAUAGACAGGAAUUAUUUUGAAGAAAUUGGAACCUAUGAUGCAGGAAUGGAUAUAUGGGGUGGAGAGAAUCUGGAGAUGUCAUUUAGGAUAUGGCAGUGUGGUGGUUCCUUGGAAAUUAUUACAUGUUCUCAUGUUGGGCAUGUGUUCCGUAAGGCAACUCCAUAUACAUUUCCUGGUGGUACGGGGCAUGUAAUUAACAAGAACAAUCGGCGACUGGCAGAGGUCUGGAUGGAUGACUUCAAAGACUUCUUUUACAUUAUAUCUCCAGGUGUUGUUAAAGUGGAUUACGGAGAUGUGUCAGCCAGAAGACAACUAAGAGAAAGACUGAAGUGUAAAUCUUUCUCGUGGUACUUGGAAAAUAUUUAUCCUGAUUCCCAGAUCCCAAGGCAUUACUACCUACUUGGUGAGAUUAGGAAUGUCGUUACAAACCAGUGCCUCGAUAACAUGGGACGGAAGGAGAAUGAAAAGGUUGGCAUCUUCAAUUGCCACGGCAUGGGGGGAAACCAGGUAUUCUCCUAUACAGCAGAUAAAGAGAUCAGGACGGAUGAUCUGUGUCUGGAUGUGUCUAGGCUUAAUGGCCCAGUUGUAAUGCUUAAGUGCCAUCACAUGAGAGGGAACCAGUUGUGGGAAUAUGAUAUACAGAGACUUACACUACGGCACGUAAAUAGUAACCAGUGUCUGGAUGAGCCAUCUGAGGAAGAUAAAAUGGUUCCUACCAUGAGGGACUGCAGUGGAAUCCGAUCACAACAGUGGCUGCUCCGCAACAUGACUCUGAGUGCUUGAGGGAGGAAGAAA
Messenger RNA from Mobula hypostoma (lesser devil ray), 2257 nucleotides. It is a transcript of the gene galnt13, whose product is annotated as UDP-N-acetyl-alpha-D-galactosamine:polypeptide N-acetylgalactosaminyltransferase 13. NCBI's taxonomy places the organism in Eukaryota, Metazoa, Chordata, Chondrichthyes, Myliobatiformes, Myliobatidae. Gene Ontology annotation, molecular function: polypeptide N-acetylgalactosaminyltransferase activity. The transcript is spliced from 12 exons. The coding region runs from base 575 to 2245 and encodes 556 amino acids. Gene Ontology annotation, cellular component: Golgi apparatus. Gene Ontology annotation, biological process: protein O-linked glycosylation. The record is from RefSeq and is a predicted model, not a curated record.